CGACGAGAAGUAUUUUUCUUGUUUUAAAAACAAAUUAUAAUAUUAUAAUCCAGUAGGUGGCGAAUUGUACGCGAGCUGCCUUGACUAAUAGAGGAAGAGAAGAAGAGGAAGAACCGGGAGAGAUAUUACUUGUGCCCUACUUAGAGGAAGGAACGAAGGGGUGCUUGCGCACUAAGUAGUGCACUACGUAAAGAAAGUCUUGCUAUUUGGGAUUCGGCCACCGCUUCUGUAGGUGAUGUUAAAGCUGUUAGCAUGGCGAAACCUGAGGCGAUUUCUGAAGAGUUUAAAGGAAACAUUGUAAAAGACGCUCCACCGACUGUUUACUACAUCCCGGACUUUAUAACAGAGGCAGAAGAGGAGUAUCUUCAACAGCAGGUGUACAAGGCCCCCAAACCCAAAUGGACACAGCUGUCAGGAAGGAGACUGCAGAACUGGGGAGGUCUUCCUCAUCCGAAGGGGAUGAUCGCAGAGAAGCUCCCUGAUUGGUUGCUGAGUUACACAGAGAAGAUUUCAGGCCUGGGGGCAUUCGCUGGGAAGAGCGCCAAUCACGUGCUGGUGAACGAGUACAAGCCCGAGGAGGGCAUCAUGCCUCACGAGGACGGCCCUCUGUAUCACCCCACUGUAACGACCAUCACUCUGGGAUCUCACGCGCUGCUCGACUUCUACAGACCCAUCGAUGGAGCCCAGACUGAAGUGCCUCAGACGGAGGAGAGCCGCUACAUGCUGUCGUUGUUGCUGCAGCGUCGCAGUCUGCUGAUCCUGCAGGACGACAUGUAUAAGCGCUACCUUCAUGGGAUCAGCAGCGUCGCCACAGAUACGCUAACGGAGCAAGUGGCAAACCUGGCGGUGGCGGGAGGACGGGUGGGUGAGACGCUUUCCCGCGGAACCAGAGUCUCCCUCACUAUCCGUCACGUGCCCAAGGUCUGCCGUGCCAACCUGCUGCUCUCCAGGAAGUGACCACCGAGCCGGCUGAACCAGCAGGCUUCAGAUUUCUGCGACCCAGCAUCCGAAUCCUGACACCGUAAUACGACAUCAUCCCUCCACCAAUCAGUUCAAUAUCCUCCUCACUUACAGCAGUAAAAGGUCCAGUGUUAUAUUCCAGGCACAACAUUUCCAUGUUUCUUUACUUCUUUGUGUCUCUUGGCAUUGCGUUAACAUUUCUGUGGUCAAACAAUUAGCUCUGCCUCCAGGUGGAACAGAAACCGCUCACUUUUCUGAACUUUUUAAAUUCAUAAGACGACUUGCAGGGCUCACACAUUUUCAUAGCAAAGGGAAUUAGAUUCAUUUUAUCAAUUGCUCCUUUAAAAAUCUACUUUUAAAAGUCUUUCGGAAUUUUUCCUCUGCUCACUGCCCAUCAAAUAACCUCAGUCAGUCAGGAUCCUUCCUUCCUUUAUCGGUCACUGUGUUGUCGUCUACUUUCACCUGAUUGUCCAGAAUGAUAAUAGCCUUGGUGAUUAUUCACCUGAAAGAAGGGAAGUGAUGUUUUUUUUUUGACUGCAUAUAAUUGCAGUCCAUGAUUUCUGAGAAUGAUUAUGUUGUUGGUGUUAUUUUUUUACAUGCACUUAUUAAAGUGAUGAUGAUGAAAUGAA
Molecule: messenger RNA, 1589 nt
Organism: Hemibagrus wyckioides
Lineage: Eukaryota; Metazoa; Chordata; Actinopteri; Siluriformes; Bagridae
Gene: alkbh6
Product: alkB homolog 6
Exons: 8
Coding region: 253-957 (234 amino acids)
Source: RefSeq, a predicted model, not a curated record